Molecule: messenger RNA, 2989 nt
Organism: Branchiostoma floridae (Florida lancelet)
Lineage: Eukaryota; Metazoa; Chordata; Leptocardii; Amphioxiformes; Branchiostomatidae
Product: 4-galactosyl-N-acetylglucosaminide 3-alpha-L-fucosyltransferase FUT5-like
Exons: 2
Coding region: 335-1657 (440 amino acids)
Biological process (GO): response to oxidative stress
Cellular component (GO): membrane
Molecular function (GO): alpha-(1->3)-fucosyltransferase activity; heme binding; peroxidase activity
Source: RefSeq, a predicted model, not a curated record
GUUUUUGCCCAAGUCAAGUCAUUGUGCGAUUGAGAAGACACACGCAAGAGCAGUUAAGUUAUUUGUCUGCAAAACGGCACGCAAGGUUUGGCGUUUCUGGAUGUUUCCUCCAGCUCACGAAGACUACUGACAACGUCUCUGAGAUCCAUUGUAAAUUUGCGGCCUUUUCAUCGAUUAAAUCUGCUACGGACUCACGGACGGUGUUUAUAGAAGAGCUUUCUUGGGGUUAAAAAAAAAACGGAAAAACCGGACCAUCAUCUAAAACGACACACUCGGGACAAGCAGACAACUAGAGACUCGUGUCAGCUGAAACAAAGACCUGUACUUUUGCAGUAUGGCGUUUGCACGACAGAAAGGAUACUUUCUCACGUCGUUAGCUACUUUGAUGAUCCUUUCAGUUUGCCUGACCUACCUAGCGUACCGUGAGUAUACAUCAUUACUACCGACGACUACCCCAAAUCCGACUAGUCGUCAGACCAACAGAAGAAGCACAGGUCUGCGCCCAGGAGUCGAAAAGAUGCCCCAUAUGCAGCGUUCAGCACUUCCCCGGUUCAACCGCUCCAUUUCGUCAUUCUCGGAGGAUUUCUCGUCCAGAUUUUAUUCCGUCUGGACCGACGACGCUUCUCAGAGCGCGAGGAAGACGGGGAACGACAUCACGGUUGUGUUUUGGAACGCACCGGGAUGGCGCCCGAGAUGUCCGUCCAUGCCUCAAUGUGCUCUCACGGCUGAUCGACAACAGUACGAAAACGCCGAUGCCGUGCUCUUCUGGUUCAAGUCUCUUCCACACGUCUACGACAAAGACUUCUUCCCCAAGACGCGGCCGUCGCACCAGCGCUGGAUAUAUUAUGUAAGGGACUGUCCUCAUUUCACAAGAGACACUGACUUCGCUUCGUACGGAGGCGUCUUUAACUGGACGAUGUCGUAUAGAAAUGAUUCAGACGUGCUUGCCCACUGGGGUCACAUAACCGAAGCGUAUCACCAACUUGCUCAACACCCAGCCGAUCCAAAUAGAAAUUACGCCAAAGAGAAAAGCAAGCUGAUUAUUUGGUAUGUCAGUCAUUGCUACAAAUAUAUGUCCCGGUUUCCCUAUGCGACAGAAUUGAUGAAGCACAUCCAGGUCGAUGUGUUCGGGCGAUGCGGGAAUAUCAACAAGACUUGUCCCAGGAACGACGGCAGGUGUUUUCGGGAACACAUACGCCAGUACAAAUUCUACCUCGCGUUCGAAGACUUUAAAUGCGUGGAUUACAUAACUGAGAAAUACUGGGACAAUUCCCUGAAGAACGACGCUGUGCCGGUGGUGUUGGGAGCGCCUAGGAGCGAUUUCGAAAGACUGACUCCCCCGAAUUCUUACAUUCACGUGGACGACUUCGAAUCCCCGGAAGCGUUGGCGAAGUACCUGAAAUAUCUGGACCAGAAUGACGAAGAGUAUAACAAAUACUUCGCUUGGAAAACCCAACCUCCUAAGAACCCGCUUCCCAGUCUUUUUGAAGGGGACUUGUGUGAGCUGUGUAAGAAACUCUCAAACGUGUCCCCGACAGAGAGAAAGGUUUACACAGAUAUAGACAGGUGGUGGAGGGGGCAAAACUACGAGUUCUGUGAACCGUUGGUGUAUACUGGUCCCUUCAUGGACCCUAGAUAUUUGAUAUUUUACAACUAAUGGGUAAUUAUGAUGACACAUGAAUGAUGAGGGGUGGGGCCGGUCCAGAAAACCGGACCUGACAAAUCAUGUUGACCGGAUUUUGGACCGAUUGGAAAAUGAACUGAUUUACCGGCAUGCGUUAACGCGUUUUGGGGCUUACCGAUCCACGGGUAAUAACAGCAAGGUGAAGAAAGGUUUAGGGCUAUCUUACCAAGUUUCUACAGUCAAACUUGGUCUAAUUUAUCAACCGUUGAGAGGCAGUUAGUGUUGUUUAAGGAUGGAGAUAGGAUUCUAAACGCCAGUGGAAGUCGGAUACUCUACGAAAUAGAAGCCUUUGUAGCGAAAUGAACUAUUGUUUUGAGUAUCGCCCAUUCAAAAGCUUUCACAGUCCAGGUGCAGGUCCGGACGUGCACCUGAUCCUCUGGACCUGGACCGUACCUGGACCUGAAUUUUCUGUACCCUGCCCAAGGCCUGACCAAAGGCGUGUGUCAUCAGUAGACCAUUUCUAUAGGCACAGAAUAAACCACCAAGCGAGCGAAGCGAACAUGAUUUACUCCGCCAUAUACAUCAAAGAAAGGCGGGAAAACCUUAUCAAGCCGUCACAAAAGUUGUACAGAGGAUUCACAACAUCAAAUUGAGCAUUUCUUUGGUAGAUGUGUUGUGUAGAAUUCAGUUGUUUUGUGAUGAAGGCUAUUCAUUUAUCUUAUCUUAGACACAUGUCUACCGUCGUUUGUGUCACACAGGCUAACUGAAAACCUUUGUAGCCGUACCGUUAGCAAUCAAUGUAGAGAGGAUUGUUUGAAAAGCCAGCGGGUCAGGAAAUUUAACAGUGUGUACCCUACAUCUGCUUGGAGAUUAAAAUUGUCUAUCCUAAUAUACAUGUAAUAGUACUGUAACGUUACUACCUAAUACUGAGCAUCAGGUUUGGUCCUCACUUCAGGUUUUACUGCUGCAGUACCUACCACUUUACUAUGUUACUUUUAUACAUGCUCUAGUUUAAGGUCAAUUGUUUAUACUUAUAUCAUACUAUAAUGAAUACUAAACAACACUAGGCUAUAUAGUCUUUUACUGUAAUUUAUACUAGUUGUGGUAAGUGGAUCCAUCGAAUGGUAUGACAGUCAUUUCUUGUAAUUAUUUUAGAUGACGGAUAAAAAAAAAACAAUGUCUAAGAACAUACAGCCAUAUUUGUUCAUGACUGAGUAGUGUUGGAAGUUAUAUUUGGGUAUAGCAGAAUAUGAAACUGUUUACAUGAUAAAUAUAGGGAUGGAUUAUAAACGGUUACUAAGAGUGGAAGAGAUAUACUGAUAUAUGGACGGAUGUAAGGUAACAAAUAAAGAUAGAAAUAUGUCA